Messenger RNA from Teleopsis dalmanni, 776 nucleotides. RefSeq names its product lipopolysaccharide-induced tumor necrosis factor-alpha factor homolog. The record is from RefSeq and is a predicted model, not a curated record. NCBI's taxonomy places the organism in Eukaryota, Metazoa, Arthropoda, Insecta, Diptera, Diopsidae. Gene Ontology annotation, molecular function: zinc ion binding.
ACAAUCAAAAAGCAUUUAAGUAUGUCUACUCCAGUAGGACCUGAACCAUGCAAUGUCGUUUGCCCAAGCUGCAGACAACAAGUAACCACAAAAGUUUCACACAAAGCUUCGACCAAAACGCAUAUAAUUGCGCUAAUUUUGUGUCUGUUUGUAUGCUGGCCAUGUGCAUGCUGUCUUUACUGUACUAAAUGUGCUCGCAACGCUGAGCAUCACUGCCCUUCGUGCAAUGCGUUCCUGGGAGUCUACGAACGUUGAUCAUUUACUAAUUUAGCACUAAAACAGCGGCAUUGACACUAAAGUUCAAAUGUGCAUUUUUUUACAAUUGAAACAAAUUUUGAAAAACAAUUAAGAAUUUAAAUGAACGAAAUGAGGAAAUUACACUGCUACAAAUGCUGUUAAUUUAAUUGCAACAUUCUUACAAAGCUGCUUAAAAUAAAUACUUAAAUAUAUAGUGUUUUAUUGAUAUAUGUACAUUAUAAUAUAUAUUUUAUAUAUGAUUUUAAUCGAAAAUAUUUCAUGGCUACAUGCAGAAGUGCAGUCAGUAGAAAUGAAACACUUUUUUAUACGUAUUACACAUUAUUUAGUAAAAAUUCAAUAUUUAACUUGAUACAUACUACGUCAUAAAUGGAAUUAGUUUUUUUAAAAAAAAAUUUUAUAUAAUAUAUAAGCAUUAUUUUGAAUAUAAUCAAAGUAAAUGUAUUGUCAAUUUAAUUUUUAUUUUUUGAAUCAAACAAUUAUAGAUUUUCUAAGAUGCAAAAGAAAUAAUAUCAAAAGCA